Molecule: messenger RNA, 369 nt
Organism: Yamadazyma tenuis ATCC 10573
Lineage: Eukaryota; Fungi; Ascomycota; Pichiomycetes; Serinales; Debaryomycetaceae
Source: RefSeq, a predicted model, not a curated record
AUGGUUUUCGGCUUAGGACACAAAAACUCAUCUGACUCAUCUUCCAGCUCCUCCAGCGAUGAAGAGCACCAAAAGAUCUCUCAAGAUCAAAAAUUGAAAGAUACUAAAAAGAAGGAGUCGAAAACAACUCAAUCAGCACGGAGCGAUCCCUACGUCUCUGGUGGCGGUGAUUUGGGGCCUAACACUGACACCUACGGGCGGGAUUCAUAUGGUGGUGCCGGUGACGGUGGGCGUAACAACUUCGACUCCGACUCCUACGGUCGUAACUCCCACAACUCCGGCAACACCUCGCACAGCGGAGGCUCUUACGAGGCUGGCACGGGGGCAGACACCGGUGGCCGUGACAACCCCCCACACGGGGCGUAUUGA